AGCACGAGGUUUCCUUCUCUACAGCGAGGCACCGACAGCAACAGGUUGUCAUUUUGAAUUAUGGUUUGGUUGGCCUGAGCUGUCGAUACAGACUUUCCUCCUGCUGCAACAUACUGGAUCCAAUUGCACUUUCCAUGAAAUACACUCCAGUCCAGCUCCUUUGCCAUGGAGGCUACGGCCAAGUUCGACUACAAAGCUGAAGCUGGUGAUGACCUGAGCUUCGGAAAAGGAGAGCAGUUGAAGAUUCUGCAGACCUCUGGAAACUGGUACAAAGCAGAACUGAAUGGAUGUGAGGGGUUUGUACCCAAAAACUUCAUCACCAUACAUCUGCCCAGCUGGUACGAGGAGGACUCCAGUCGCAGUGAUGCCCAGGAGAAGCUGCUGCAGCAGCCUACUGGGGCCUUCAUCAUACGGGGGAGCCAGAAUUCAGCUCAGGGCCGCUUUGCCAUCUCCGUCAGACAAGAGGCAGAUGUGCAGCACUUCAAGGUGCUGCGGGACAGCAGGGGGCAGUAUUACCUCUGGUCAGAAAAGUUCCCCUCUCUCAACCAGAUGGUGGAGUAUUACAAGAACAACUCCAUCUCCAAACACAGUCAGGUGUUCCUACAAGAGAUGAAACAACAGCCUGUAGGAGACCUACUCACGGGACCUAACCAGCGCCGAGGACCUCUCCCUGCUCCUCCACUCUCCAGCUCCCCGCCUACACCUGAACCUCGAACACGACAGGUCAGAGCUCUGUACUGCUUCAACGCUGAAGAGACGGACGAGCUGCAGUUCAACGCCGGCGACGUCAUCACGGUCCUGGAGAACUCUGACGAGGCCUGGUGGAGAGGUCAGCUUAGAGGCAAAACAGGCCUGUUCCCAUCCAACUUCACCAAACCCAUCUGAGAGCAACACAAACACAAAUAUGUCACGUUGUAGUCACGUUGUUAUCCAAACAUAUGUCUAAUGCUAAUUGCAUGGCCAUGUACUGUAGUUACAUGUUUCAGUAAUGAUAAACAAAAACAUAUUUAUUUAUAAAUGGUUACAAUAUAUGGUUUUAAUAAAAACAGUGAUGAGCUUUUCA
Molecule: messenger RNA, 1063 nt
Organism: Sebastes umbrosus (honeycomb rockfish)
Lineage: Eukaryota; Metazoa; Chordata; Actinopteri; Perciformes; Sebastidae
Gene: grap2b
Product: GRB2 related adaptor protein 2b
Exons: 7
Coding region: 166-885 (239 amino acids)
Molecular function (GO): protein binding
Source: RefSeq, a predicted model, not a curated record